Nicotiana tabacum (common tobacco) is the source of this 1617-nucleotide messenger RNA. RefSeq lists its product as uncharacterized. Gene Ontology annotation, molecular function: 5'-3' DNA exonuclease activity; damaged DNA binding. The record is from RefSeq and is a predicted model, not a curated record. NCBI's taxonomy places the organism in Eukaryota, Viridiplantae, Streptophyta, Magnoliopsida, Solanales, Solanaceae. Gene Ontology annotation, biological process: interstrand cross-link repair; double-strand break repair via nonhomologous end joining.
AUUCAUAUCAUAUGAUUAAUAAAAUAAUUAUAUUUUCCUUGAAAAAAGCGCCACCACUAAAGUUUGAAAUCACAAUUCCCCGCCAAACCAAAUACUGCUGAAUUUCUCAUUCUUUGUCCCCAAUCUCCCAUUAGCACCUGCUCAGUCCAUGCGUAACUUGCAGUUUAUGCAGAAUAGAGGGAAGAAAGAGCGGAACAAUGGAGAGUGGAAUGAUAUCAGUGGAUCGUUGGAGCAGGGGAAGCCAAGUCUACUUCCUAACUCACCUUCACGCCGACCACGUACGUGGACUUACUCCGAACUGGACACGCGGACCCCUUUACUGCUCACGCAUCACUGCUAAGCUCUUUCCCAUCAAAUUCUCAGGCUUCGACCUUUCUCUCAUUCGCAUUGUUGAAAUUGGUCACUGGCACUCUGUUUCUCUACUGUCUCCUUCCUCGGGUUCUUCUACUACUGUCUAUUUCAUGGCCAUCGAUGCUCAUCAUUGCCCCGGAGCAAUGAUGUAUCUGUUUCGUGGUGAAUUUGGCUGCACGCUCUAUACUGGGGAUUUUCGUUGGGAGAGCACAAGUGAGAGAGCACAAAAUGGAAGGACCAUGCUGCUUAAUGCUCUGAAGGAUUUACAGCUUGACAUGCUUUACUUGGAUAAUACUUACUGUAACCCUACAUACUCAUUUCCUUCUCGUGAAGUUGCAGCUAGACAGGUUUUAAGCAUCAUAUCUAGUCACCCUAAUCAUGAUAUUGUCAUUGCCGUUGAUACACUGGGGAAAGAAAAUCUUCUGUUGUACAUAUCACGUGUCCUGAAAACAAAGAUUUGGGUGUGGCCAGAACGCUUACAAAUUAUGCAUCUUCUUGGGUUCCAUGAGAUCUUUACGACUAAAACUUCACUAACAAGGAUUCGUGCUGUUCCUCGUUAUAGUUUUAACAUUGAAACUCUGGAGGAACUGAAUACGAUACGUCCAACCAUAGGGAUCAUGCCAUCUGGUCUCCCUUGGGCGCAAAAAUCUGCCAGAGGAAAGGACAACUUUUCCUUUACAUGGCACACAAAUAUUACCACCUCCAUUAGCACAAGCAAGACAAUUGGAGGUUCACUAACUGCAGGGAGUUAUGAUAAGUACAUAUAUAGAGUUCCAUAUUCUGAUCACUCAUGCUUUCCCGAGUUAGAAACAUUUGUUGAGUUUCUCAAGCCAAUUAAUAUCAAAGGCAUUGUAUCUUCAUCUACUUCUUAUGUGGAACCCCUUUACCACUUUGGACACCUUUGUCGGACCCAGCAAGAGUCAGAGUUCUUAUUUCAGAAGCUGAGAAGUAAAGGAUGUGAAAAAGUUGAAGUUAUUCAUGCAAAGUCUCCCUUUGGAGACACCAGUACAGUGCCAUUAGGGAGGAAAAGGAGAAUAAGACGAAUUUUUAGUACAGGUAAUCAUGUUAGUAGGGUGAGGUUGUUGAGAAGAGAGAGGCAAGGAGUAAAGAUUGUGGACAGAGAUCCUGAUUAACCUUCUACAUGUCCUCCACAGGUUUUUUUUUUAUAUACACAGGUUCUGAAGUUAAUCCAUUGUGUGUAAUGAUGUAGAACUUCCUUCCACCAUAAAAGAGACAUUAGAAGCAGAAAAGGAAUCUUUGCUUAGA